AUGAUGCGGAAUCCAAACGCCCUCAUCCUCUCGAUCACUGCCCCGCGACGCCAGAGUACCCUGGAGGACGAUGUCGAUAAUUAUAAGGUACCGGAACCUGGGGCAAACAGGGUUGAAAAAUGGAAGCGCACGCUAUACAUGGGCUCAGUGACGUCGGCUACAGUUCUGCUGCUCAACCUGGUCAUGGUUCUAUGGGCGAGCCUUCGUGAUUCAGACGGUGGAACGGGCGUUCUGCGUGUAGACAAUUGCGAGCGUAUCAAGCAGCUAAGCACCGGGGUGCAUCUCUUGAUCAACAUUCUCAGCACGCUUCUGUUAGCUUCUAGUAACUUUGCCAUGCAAUGUCUCGCAGCACCCACAAGGAGGGAUGUGGAUAGGGCCCAUGCAAGGGGCAAAUGGCUUGAUAUUGGCGUCCCCAGUGUACGCAAUCUGCGGCAGCUCCCAAGACUGCGCUUGCUCCUCUGGCUCUGUCUUGUUCUGUCGUCUGUGCCUCUGCAUCUAUUUUACAACUCCACGAUCUACUCCUCCCUCUCAGUCAACAUGCCCGGUAUCUUCGUGGCCAACUCGAGUUUCGCUUCCUUGACUGCCGCCGAUAUCACGACCGCAUACAAUGAACAAUAUACGAAGGCCAAGAAUACAGACACCAUACUAACGUGGUAUCCCGACACUGUUCGAAAGGCUCUCAGGCUCCUGCGGAAUUCGGACACUCUGGAGCGUCUUUCGCCAGAACAGUGCAUCUCAGAAUAUGCUACCGACUUUAUAUCCAAGUACAACAGUGUGAUCAUCGUUAGCCGUGAGUUCAAAGGAUCGGACCUGCCCGUCGAGUCUCUUGCUUCCCAAACAGUUCCAAACCCCUUCUGGAAUCUUGACGUCCCGUAUUUUUGGAUAUGCAAGUAUGAGGCCGAGCUGUACGCGCGAAACAACUGUACGAAUAGCAGGCUGUCUGAUCUUCGUGCGCGAGACGAUUGGGUUGUCGGGGGGUACAAGGUGGAUUACUGUCUCGCUGAGCAAACCGCAGAAAAGUGCACGCUCGAGUAUAACAUGCCGCUUGCUAUAGCGGUAAUGGUAGCCAACUUGGCCAAGGCCGUCCUGAUCUUCCUGGUAGCGUUUCUCCUCGAGGACAAUCCGCUGCUGACAGUCGGUGAUGCUGUGACGUCUUUCCUGCAGUCUCCUGAUGAUGCACGAGUGGUAAACUGUCUCCUCUCGCGCCCAAUGCUGUCUGGCAAACGCUGGAGAAACAUCUCUGCCGAUAAGCCUCGAGCAUAUAUCGCGAAGCCAAAACGACGGUGGUCAUCCCUUUCUAGGACUCGCUGGGCCAGUUUUCUCUCAAUGUGCGUCACUCAUCUGGCUUCCCUCCACGAUAGCUAG
Messenger RNA from Aspergillus puulaauensis, 1365 nucleotides. RefSeq lists its product as uncharacterized. Bases 1 to 1365 code for a protein of 454 amino acids. The record is from RefSeq and is a predicted model, not a curated record. Lineage: Eukaryota; Fungi; Ascomycota; Eurotiomycetes; Eurotiales; Aspergillaceae. The transcript is spliced from 3 exons.